This is a messenger RNA of Anopheles marshallii, 2313 nucleotides long. RefSeq names its product tyrosine-protein phosphatase corkscrew (gene csw). Lineage: Eukaryota; Metazoa; Arthropoda; Insecta; Diptera; Culicidae. The transcript is spliced from 10 exons. Gene Ontology annotation, biological process: protein dephosphorylation. Gene Ontology annotation, molecular function: protein tyrosine phosphatase activity. The record is from RefSeq and is a predicted model, not a curated record. The coding region runs from base 1 to 2313 and encodes 770 amino acids.
AUGUUGAAGAAGUACGUGCUCAAGCUGACCAACACGAUCGGUACGGUCGACUAUCUGAAGCGCCGUUCAUCCACACCGACGGAAGUGAUCCGCCAGCAACAGCAGCAGCAGCAGCAGCAGCAACAGAACCAACAGCAGCCAGAAAACCUUUCUACGUCGCAGAAAGGCUUGGGGAAGUUUUCGCGCAAUGGCCGGAAAUGUUUGCGGCGGCGCUUCUCGAGCAUUUCGUCCGCCGACAGUGGCAUCCUGGAGGAGAUCGACCAGGAGGACGAGCUGCAGGCACAGCUUCAGCAGCGCCAGGAGCAGCACUUGCUACGGUUACAGGAGAGGCAACUGCUGGAGGAGGAGCAGGAGGAGACUGACUCCGCGAUAACGACACCCACAUCGGAGGAGACCGAGCACGAUCUUGCUAGCCGUCUGCCAACCACCCUCGAUACUUCGCUGCUGGCCGUGCCGGUAGCACAGAUCAUCAUCUCCACAGCGAUAGCGGAACUCCGGACCGCACUGCUGUUCUAUCCAUGGUUCCACGGCAAUCUGUCCGCUAAGGAGGCGGAAAAGCUUAUCCUAGAACGCGGCAAGAAUGGUUCGUUUCUAGUGCGUGAAUCUCAAAGCAAGCUCAGUGAUUUCGUGCUUUCUGUCCGGGCGGACGACAAGGUGACGCACGUCAUGAUUCGAUGGCAUGAGAAAAUGUACGACGUUGGCGGUGGGCAAAAGUUUGCAACCUUGUGCGACCUGAUCGAACACUACAAGCGCAACCCGAUGGUGGAAACGUGCGGUACCGUCGUCCAUCUGCGGCAACCGUUCAAUGCGACGCGCAUCACGGCGGCCGGCAUCAACGAUCGGGUCGAGCAGUUGCAGCGCGAAAACAGUGGCCAAUCGUACGGCAAGGGCGGAUUCUGGGAGGAGUUCGAAUCUCUGCAGCAGCAGGAAUGUCGGCACACGUUUUCGCGCCGCGAAGGCCAACGGAACGAGAACCGCGCCAAGAAUAGAUAUAAGAACAUUUUACCAUUUGAUCAUACCCGCGUGAAGCUGAAAGACAUGGACAGUUCGGUACCGGGUGCCGACUACAUCAAUGCCAACUACAUCCGUCAACCGACCGAGGCAGAGCAGUAUGAUAUGAGCUCGUCGUCGGAAAAUUUGGCCCAGCCGAACGGCUGCACCGGGGGCUCGCAACCAAACACCACCAACAACAAUGGCACCAAUGGUAGCAACAUCUCGCCGGCGUACAGUGCCGGGUCGAGUCAGCCGACGAAAAAUUGUUCCAGCUGUCAGCUGCUCAACAAACCCUGCUCCCAGUGCUCCCUAAAGGCCAACAGCGAGAUGAAACACAAACGCAACGAAUCGAUCACAUCCCGCAUGCAGUUGCAGCAACAAUCACCCCACAAGCGGGACGAGAAGGACAUGUUCAAGACGUACAUCGCGACGCAAGGAUGCCUCACCAACACGAUACAGGACUUCUGGAACAUGAUCUGGCAGGAGAAUACGCGCGUCAUCGUCAUGACAACCAAAGAGAUGGAACGGGGCAAGAAGAAGUGCGAAAAGUACUGGCCCGAUCCGCAACAAAGCAAAGAAUGGGGGCACGCGCGGGUGCGGUGCCUGAGCGAGACGAGUACCGCCGACUAUACGCUUCGCGAGUUCCUGCUGUCCUGGCGCGGGCAGGAGGAUCGCAAAAUCUACCAGUACCACUUCCAGGUAUGGCCCGACCAUGGUGUACCGGGUGAUCCGGGUUGUGUGUUGAACUUCCUGCAGGACGUGAACACGCGCCAGGCCCAGCUGCAGCUGGAAGGAUUGACACCGGGUCCAAUCUGUGUGCAUUGCUCGGCUGGAAUCGGACGAACUGGAACGUUCAUAGUGAUCGAUAUGAUUUUGGAUCAAAUUCUGCGUCAAGGACACGAAUGUGAAAUUGACAUCCAGCGGACGAUCCAGAUGGUGCGCUCGCAACGGUCCGGCAUGGUGCAGACGGAAGCUCAAUACAAGUUCGUCUACUUUGCCGUCCAGCACUAUAUACAGACGCUGCUGCAACGGAAGCAGGCGGAAAAGCAGAGCCUACAAGUGGGCCGCGAGUAUACCAACAUAAAAUAUGCAUGCGACUCGAAUGAUCUGCAGCGUACCCAACUACCCCCAUCGCUGUCAACACUAAGCUUAAACACAAGACAAGACUUGCAGAACAAUCGUAUGCAGCACAACCACACUAUUAGAUCUACGUCUGACUCACAGUUACCAUUACCAAGAACUGUGAAUGAUUUAAACAACUCAUUAUCAGUAUAUGAGAACAUUCGUGUACCACCGCCAACACCACCGAGAAAAUCAUGA